Hippocampus comes (tiger tail seahorse) is the source of this 2249-nucleotide messenger RNA. RefSeq names its product BAR/IMD domain containing adaptor protein 2 like 1b (gene baiap2l1b). Lineage: Eukaryota; Metazoa; Chordata; Actinopteri; Syngnathiformes; Syngnathidae. Bases 312 to 1868 code for a protein of 518 amino acids. Gene Ontology annotation, molecular function: protein binding. Gene Ontology annotation, cellular component: cytosol; nucleoplasm. The transcript has 14 exons. Gene Ontology annotation, biological process: plasma membrane organization; positive regulation of actin filament polymerization; actin filament bundle assembly. The record is from RefSeq and is a predicted model, not a curated record.
CGUUCGCAGCAACUCCUGCAACAAGUUUGACAGUAGUUCUAUUUCCCUGCUUGGCAACGCAACACAGUAGGGUUUGCCGUUUGUGGACGUCUUUUUUAAAAAAAUAAUUUUAUUGUUUUUUUGUCGUAUGCGCGCGUUUCGCUUUCUCUUGUUAGCAAUGAGGACUUCUUUUCGACCGAAGGUUUGUCGCCCACUUUUUCUUCCCCCUCCUUUCGUUCUUUUUGUUGUCGACUGAGGGUGGACAUCUUCAGCCGUCGCGUUGGUGGAUUUUUUUUUCUUCCUUCUCCAUCGUUGUUUAAAGGGAUUUAAAGAUGUCGAGGAGUGCGGAGGAGGUGAACAAGCUGACUGAAACUACAUACAAGAAUGUGAUGGACCAGUUCAACCCAGGACUGAGAAACCUGGUCAACCUGGGAAAGAACUACGAGAAAUCUGUCGCGGCAAUGACUUUGGCAGGAAGAUUGUAUUUUGAUGCCAUGGCUAAAAUUGGAGAGAGUGCAGUGAUGUCUCCUGUAUCCAGAGAAUUAGGAAUGGUGCUAAUGGGAAUCUCGGAAGUCCACAGGAAAGUUUUUUUCGAAUGGGAGGACAAUUUGAAGAGGUUCCACAGGGAGAUUAUAACCGAGCUGGAGCGAAAGACGGACAUGGAUGUGAAAUACAUGACCGCCACCUAUAAAAGGUACCAGAUGGAGCACAAGAUGAAGCAGGACUCUUUGGAGAAAUCCCAGGCGGACCUGAAGAAGCUCCGAAGGAAGAGCCAAGGCAAAAACGCCAACAAGUACGAGAACAAAGAGAGCGAGUGCGUGGAGACGCUGACGAACCGCCAAAUGGACAUGCAGCUGUUUAUCGCAGACGGCUGCAAAGAGGCUCUUCUGGAGGAGAAGCGCCGCUUCUGUUUCCUGGUGGACAAACACUGCAUGUUUUCCUAUCAGAUCGCAUCGUUUCAUGACAAGGCAAGGGAUACCCUGAUGGCCAAGAUGAACAGUUGGCAGGACCAGUGCAACGACGCAACGGACAUGCCCCAAAGCGUCAUGAGCAUGAUCGAGGGACUGCGUACACCGAUCUCCAUAACGCCGCUGCCCUCUCCCAGCCCCUCACGACACAGUUUGAACAUCUCAGCUCCACCUGCUCCAUCUCAGAAGGCUCACGUAAGCCCACUCGUGAACAUGUUCACUCCAGACAACAAACAAACUGCCAGCAUCACCGCGACUAGCAACAGCAACACAGACCUUGAAAGCAACGGGGAGAACAAUCUCGCCCGGUCGGUGUCUGUGGCCACGGGCCUCAACAACGUGGCGGCGAAGAGGCCACGGGUUCGCACCAUCUUCCCCCAUACGGCCGGCAACAACAACACCCUGCUCAGCUUUGAUGAGGGCGACAUCAUCAUCCUGCUCAUACCCGAAGAGAAAGACGGGUGGAUGUAUGGCGAAAUGGAGAAGAACGGAAAAAGGGGCUGGUUCCCUUCGUCAUACUGCCGUGCAUUCUCGGAGCCGCCCGCGAACAACAACAGUGUGUCGGCGGCGCCGUACCGCAGCCGUAGCGUGGUCAACCUGCAUCACCAGGACACGGAAACAGACGAGGCCACCAUGAUCCUCCCCCCGGAGGACUACACCGACAGCCCGAAACGCGCCACCGUCAAGACCCACCACCCGUCAUCCACCAACGCCGGCACCUUCGUCACCACCAACAAUCACUGGCAGCACUCCCCCACGCCCUCCGCCGUCUCCUCCUCAUCAUCAUCUGAUCACCACACGACAAACCAGACCAACGGCACCUCCAGACCGACACCUGCUUACCUGGCGGGAGGCAACCCGUUUUCCACCGUGCGACUACGUCCGACCGUCACCAACGACCGCUCAGCCCCGGUCAUCUGAUCCGGGCUGAACUUUGAACAUGCUGCGCACAUGGAGGGUAUUUGGGAGCUUUUACAGGACUGACGCCCCCUCCGUUUCAACUCAAAAAGGUCUGUUUGCGGUGGUGACAUUUGGGAAAUAACCACAUCCCAAGCAUGCACAUGUGGAGCCAGGAAAAAAAAAAAAAAAAGUACAUUUUCAAAAUUACAUUUGUAAGGUUUGUUUUAUUGUUAUUGUUGCCAUUAGGAACGGAGAGGGGCAGCUCACUUUAACCGUCGGCUCAACUAGUUUGGCACUAAUAAUCUUCAUAUCAAGGAUCUUUCAUUAAAGCUCAGACACCUUUCUGGAAAACUGUUUGAGCAUUUAUGCUAUUGUCUUGAUAUAAAGUUAAAAGUCCGUGUA